Candidula unifasciata is the source of this 330-nucleotide messenger RNA. The record is from the annotation of a GenBank genome assembly. NCBI's taxonomy places the organism in Eukaryota, Metazoa, Mollusca, Gastropoda, Stylommatophora, Geomitridae.
AUGAGCUACCAGUUGUACAGGAACACUACUUUAGGGCAUACGUUGCAAGAAAGUUUGGAUGAGUUAAUUCAGAUGGGGCAAAUCUCACCACAGCUUGCUCUGAAGGUCCUCUUGCAGUUUGAUAAGGCCAUCAACCAGGCGUUGGCUAGUAGAGUUAAGUCAAAGGUCACAUUUAAGGGCAAGUUGAACACCUACAGGUUCUGUGACAAUGUCUGGACUUUUGUGCUGAACAAUGUCGACUUCAGAGAACAGCCGGCGGGAGAGAUUGCUAGAGUGGAGAAAGUUAAAAUUGUUGCUUGUGAUGGAAAGAGCAUGGGAGAUGUGAAAUAA